AUGCUGGCGGCGCGCUACCAGAUGACGAAGGGCAGCCCCCGUCAGCGCCCUCCCACCGUUCCGACGCGGACCAGCCAGAGGCCGUUGGACGAUAUCGACGAGACGGUGGACCGACUGCGCAUGCUGACCGCCUACUGCUCCACAGAGGCACACUGCAGCGUCCAGAAAGCCGCGCGCCUUUGUAUGGUGCAGCUGCGCGUUCUGGACGCCGACCGCAGCGACUGCCUCAGCGCGGAGAGGCUCAGGCGGGCAAUAGAAGCCGACGUGGAUAAAGGAUUCGUGCCGUUCUAUGUGGUGGCUACGAUUGGCACGUACGCGACGGCUGCUUCGGACAACUUGAAGUCAAUCGGCGCCGUCUGCCAAGAGUACCCAACCAUUUGGUUGCACGUCGACGCCUCGUACGGCGGCAACGCGCUGCUUUGUCCCGAGAUGCGCCACCUCAGCCUGGGGAUCGAAUACGCCAAUUCCAUUAGCGUGUGCCCCGAGAAGUGGGCGCUCGUCAACCACGACUGCACGUGCUUCUGGACGAGCGACUACCUGCGGCUGAUCGAGGGCCUCGUCGUCAACCCGACGUACCUGCAGUACGAGCAGCAGAACGAAAGCAUCGACUACCGGCACUGGGGGGUGCCACUGUCUCGCCGCUUCCGAGCCCUCAAGCUGUGGUUCACCCUACGCAGCUACGGGCUGCACAACCUACAGAAGCACAUCCGUAACCACUGCCUGCUGGCGGAGCGCUUCAGGGCAUUCGUCAACAGCGACCGCCGCCUGCAGCUAAUGAACCUCGUCGAGAUACGUCGCAAAUGUAAGUGUCGGCCUUCAAACGAGCAAUUCCCGCAGCUAGGCGUGGUGUGCUUCCGUGUCCUGCGCACCGGCGAAUCGCAGCCGCUGCCUGCAGACCAACUGACGGAGCUGCUACUGGCCUUCAUCAACCAGUCUGGCCGAGCAUUCAUGUCACCUGUGCGAGUUGGCGACAACUUUUGCAUCCGUUAUUGUAUCACCGCAGAAAACUAUACGCAUGAGGACGUAGAUCGGACGGCGAGGACAGUGGAGCGGUGCCUGGAGAAGAUCGAGCAUGCGCAGUAUGUGAGCAUCACGAAGGCGUCGCUGGUCUCGCUGGGCGUGGAGUCCUCUGCGGGCCGUUUGAGUCGGCGCUCCAGCACCUUCGGCCGCACUCGGCGGCGCAGUGGGGACAGCCACCUGCAGCUGCGCGCCCUGCGCUACCUUACCCACACCGUGUCCGUGCCGCCGGCCCAGCUGCAGCAGAUGCGGGAACGGCCGAUGCUGCAGGGCGGCGGCUCGCCGUACUUCGUUCCCAGCACAGACGACGACAUUGUCGAUCACGUCGACCUCAGUGACCUCGUCGCGUCGCUAGAACUCUGA
This is a messenger RNA of Schistocerca americana (American grasshopper), 1380 nucleotides long. RefSeq names its product tyrosine decarboxylase-like. Gene Ontology annotation, molecular function: pyridoxal phosphate binding; carbon-carbon lyase activity. The record is from RefSeq and is a predicted model, not a curated record. The coding region runs from base 1 to 1380 and encodes 459 amino acids. The transcript has 4 exons. NCBI's taxonomy places the organism in Eukaryota, Metazoa, Arthropoda, Insecta, Orthoptera, Acrididae. Gene Ontology annotation, biological process: carboxylic acid metabolic process.